Messenger RNA from Haliotis rubra (blacklip abalone), 804 nucleotides. RefSeq lists its product as uncharacterized. The coding region runs from base 106 to 804 and encodes 232 amino acids. The transcript is spliced from 2 exons. Lineage: Eukaryota; Metazoa; Mollusca; Gastropoda; Lepetellida; Haliotidae. The record is from RefSeq and is a predicted model, not a curated record.
UUAUUUAAAGCCCAGUCCCAGUCGUGGUGCAGUAUAAACAACGCAUCUCGGAUUCGGUUCUUCGUCAAAUUUGAUUCAACUAUUUACUUUACAGAUUGACACACUAUGGAAGAAAAGGCUAGUAAGGAUUCAACAACGAAGCAAACUGGAAGUGCAAGGUCUCCAGUUGUGCCAGACCUUCUUGACAUUGUCGAAGAAUGGGCAACGAAGAACUACAAAGUAACAAAACCUGAGGCUAAAGAUGUUCGUAUGGAUAUAAUAUGGAAGAAGCUGAACUUUACCUCGUCUUUUGUUCAUUUUGAGAACAAGAAGUAUGGCAAAGAUCCAGCCCCACAGGUGCUACUUACAACAAGCUUCGAGAAUCAUACAAAGAAAAACCAACAUCAAGAGUUCAAGGCCAGUGAAACAUCAACUUCUACUGCUACUACAACUCUUGAAAGGGGAUUUACUCGGGGAAAUACAGGGGAUAUAAAUCUCACUGUUCCUAAGAAGAUUCGGGCUACAGCGUCUCAUUUCAACGAGGAAAUUGUAAUAAAUGAAGAUGGGAAAAAGACUGAACGAACCAGAAAGUUGAAGGGGAAGACAUCUUUUGAUGCCAUUGCUCAGAAAAACACAAUUGUCCAAAUGUUAAUUCUUCAAAAGGAAUACCAUUGUGACUUCACGAUGACAGAGACUCUCCGUGGAACUGUCAUUGCUAACAUUACAAGCAACAUUUCCGAAGUUCCAGUUACUGUGCAAGGUUCUAUUGUCACUAUCUUUGAAGAUAUGGAGGACCUGUUUCCCUGUUUCCUAUUCCUGCUCUAA